AUGUCGGCCACUGGAACGUACAGGGGAACUAUGGCUGGCCACAAGACUGUGGGCAGAGGUAGGCUGCCCGACUUCGAUAGUCCGGCAUCCCACAUUCCGCGUCCUCGGCCUGAGACCGCUACUUCUUCCACACCCAAUCCUAACACUGCCUCCAGCGACAUUGGAAGUUCAACAAUGAGUGCUGCCAGCAGACAAAGACAGAACCAGUCGAAGCGAGAUGAGGCUAUCCGCCGAAAGAUGGAGGCGGACCUCAACAAGAAGAAGCAAGCCCCGACAAGGGCGCAUCGUUCUCGGAAAGCUCCGCCAGGAACCGUUCUCGCCCUGAAACCUAGUCAAGCUCUUCAGAUUAAACCUAACAUGACCAUUGCGGAGGCCGCUCAACUGAUGGCAGCAAAGCGGGAGGACUGUGUUUUGGUUACCGACGAUGAUGAUCGCAUUGCCGGAAUUUUCACUGCUAAGGAUCUCGCGUUUCGUGUGGUGGGGGCUGGCCAAAAAGCUCGAGAUAUUACCGUCGCCGAAAUCAUGACCAAGAACCCUCUAUGCGCGAGAACCGAUACCAGUGCUACCGAUGCACUCGACCUCAUGGUUAGGAAGGGUUUCAGACAUUUGCCAGUUAUGGAUGAGAACCAGGAUAUUUCUGGUGUUCUCGAUAUCACGAAGUGCUUCUACGAUGCGAUGGAAAAGUUGGAACGCGCAUACAGUUCGUCCCGCAAGCUAUACGAUGCAUUGGAAGGCGUUCAGACGGAACUCGGCUCCAGCCAGCCUCAGCAGAUCAUCCAGUAUGUCGAAGCCUUGCGUUCGAAGAUGUCUGGUCCAACUCUCGAGACUGUCCUUGAUGGCCUGCCGCCCGUUACAGUCUCCGUUCGCACGUCUGUGAAGGAAGCUGCUGCUAUGAUGAAGGAACACCACACCACCGCCCUUCUGGUGCAGGAUCAGGGCUCGAUCACCGGUAUCUUCACCAGCAAAGAUAUCGUACUGCGUGUCAUUGCUCCUGGUCUCGACCCGUCGACAUGUAGUGUGGUUCGCGUCAUGACUCCUCACCCUGAUUUUGCGCCCGCCGAUAUGAGUAUUCAAGCUGCGCUACGGAAGAUGCACGACGGUCACUACUUGAAUCUACCAGUUAUGAACGAGACGGGCGAGAUUGUUGGUAUGGUCGAUGUGCUGAAACUCACAUAUGCCACUCUGGAACAGAUCAAUUCGAUGUCGACGCAUGAUGAUGAAGGCCCGGCAUGGAACAAGUUCUGGCUGUCUAUGGACCAUGAAUCCGACUCGAUGGUGUCUGGUAGCCAACAGCCCAAUAAUCGGUCAGUACUCAGUCCUGAGUCUCCGAAGGCUAGUUAUGACGCCAGAGACAGUGUGCUUCCUAAUGAGUCUGCUUCUCACCAUGGUGGCGAUGAGCACUCCGAAUACAUCGAUCACCAUCAUCAUCAUGGCGAACCUGUUCCGUUCCCCUUCAAGUUCAAGGCGCCAAGUGGCCGCGUUCACCGUGUUAACGUUCUCCCUUCUGCGGGUAUUGCUGAUUUAGUUGCCCAAGUCACGGCCAAGCUAGGAUCCGAGGCGGACGCUGUCGGCGGUGCGGCAACCUGUGACGAGGGUAAACUUAGCAACACAGGUUAUGCUUUGAGCUACUUGGAUAAUGAGGGAGACACUGUUUCUAUUACCACUGACCAGGAUCUUGCUGAUGCAGUUACUCUGGCACGGCAGUCGCGUCGGGACAAGGUUGAUCUCUUUGUCCAUGACCCGACGCAACCUCCAAUUCCUGCUACUGUCGAACCCCAACCCGCACCUGUCAAGCCUGUGGAGGAGAAGACCUCUCCAGUUCCAGAGGAUCAGUUGUCGGAGGAACCAUAUGUGCCAAAGCCCCGGUCUCAGACGUUCUCCUCACAUCACCAAGAAGAGCAAUUCAUUGCCGGAGUACCUAACGACUUACUCCUUCCUGGUGCAAUUGUCACACUGGCGGCAGUCAUUGCGGGUGUUUUCGUCCUGAGUCGGGCCACUUCCCGGUAA
Molecule: messenger RNA, 2007 nt
Organism: Aspergillus pseudonomiae
Lineage: Eukaryota; Fungi; Ascomycota; Eurotiomycetes; Eurotiales; Aspergillaceae
Product: CBS and PB1 domain protein
Exons: 4
Coding region: 1-2007 (668 amino acids)
Molecular function (GO): protein binding
Source: RefSeq, a predicted model, not a curated record